AUGGAGGGAUCCAACAAUCGAGUAACAAGUACAGUAGAGGAAGAAGAAGAACCAGUCUUUUCAUUUGGGGUUAUAGCUGAUGUUCAGUAUGCUGAUAUCCCCGAUGGUUCCUCCUUCCUUGGUGUCCCCCGGUACUAUCGACAUAGCAUCACCGUGCUGCAAAGAGCGGUCCGAAACUGGAACCAACGCCAAAACUUGAGCUUCGUGGUGAAUUUCGGUGAUAUUGUUGAUGGGUAUUGCCCCAAACACCAGUCACUAGAUGCUGUGAAAAAACUAGUUGGUGAGUUUCAGAAAUUCAACGGCCCCACGUAUCAUAUGAUUGGCAAUCACUGCCUUUACAAUCUUCCCCGUGCUGAAUUGCUGCCAUUACUGAACAUUCAGAGCCGUGACAAUGGAUGUGCCUACUACGAGUUUUCGCCUGCCCCCGGGUAUAGACUUGUUGUGUUGGAUGGUUAUGACAUCAGUGCUAUUGGGUGGCCCGACGAUCAUCCGAAGACCUUGUUGGCACUGGAGAUCCUAAAUUCAAAGAACCCUAAUUCGGACAAGAACAGCCCAAAUGAACUGGUUGGUGUGGCCAGAAGAUUUCUCAAGUACAAUGGUGCUGUUGGAGGAGAACAAAUGGAAUGGCUAGAUGGAGUUCUCAAGGAUGCUACAGAACUAAAACAGAAUGUGAUUGUUUGUUGUCAUAUACCUUUGGACCCUGGUGUUGCAUUCCCAGGGUCUCUGCUUUGGAACUACGACGAGGUAAUGAAUUUGAUUCACAGGCAUGGUUGUGUUAAGGUUUGCGUAUCGGGGCAUGAUCACAACGGUGGGUACUCGAUUGAUGCUCAUGGCGUUCACCAUAGGUCACUUGAGGCAGCCUUGGAGUGUCCUCCUGGUACAGAUGCGUUCGGAUGUAUUGAUGUUUAUAAGAACAGAUUAGUGUUGUCUGGUAACAGUAGAAUGGCUAGCACCGAAAUUAGUUUUGGUCCUCAUGGAGAUUCUUAA
Molecule: messenger RNA, 987 nt
Organism: Linum tenue
Lineage: Eukaryota; Viridiplantae; Streptophyta; Magnoliopsida; Malpighiales; Linaceae
Source: the annotation of a GenBank genome assembly